This is a messenger RNA of Symbiodinium natans, 441 nucleotides long. The record is from the annotation of a GenBank genome assembly. Lineage: Eukaryota; Dinophyceae; Suessiales; Symbiodiniaceae.
AUGGCCAAGACAUUGUCAGCAGCCAUCAUCCUGGCAGCUUUGGUCUACAGUGAGGCUGGCGACGUGGAGAUUUGCAAGUACAUGCAAGUCUCUUACACUGGCAAACAUCAGUACAUGAACCAUGUGCAGUGUACACAGGUUCUGCACGGCUCUGCAGUUACAUCUGGUGAGAGCUCAGAUCCAAUUUCCUUUGUCUUGACAGUGACAUGCGCGUCCGAUUCUUGCACAGAAUGUGACCAUGAUCCCGUGAAGUUCUACGGCCAGUGCAGCCAUGGGGCUUUGACCGGGAAAAUGUUUCACUACGCGGCCUUCAACAUGACAGGCAUUGUCGCCGGUCCGCUCGCCAACCUGUCCCUUCUCAUCGAUGUGGGUAGUGGCUCCGACGGACACUACGAGUUCAACGAGGCAGGCCAUGCUUCUCUCGAUCCGCUUCAUGUGUGA